Penicillium soppii is the source of this 1878-nucleotide messenger RNA. Its product is annotated as Lectin C-type domain protein. The transcript has 2 exons. The record is from RefSeq and is a predicted model, not a curated record. The coding region runs from base 1 to 1878 and encodes 625 amino acids. Lineage: Eukaryota; Fungi; Ascomycota; Eurotiomycetes; Eurotiales; Aspergillaceae.
AUGCCUGUCCAGUAUGAUUCUUCGGCUACUCUGGUAGAUGCUACUUGGGUAGCUGUCUUAUUGUUCCAGUCCGCGCGCCGGUGCCUGCGCUCAUGCAUUACCGUCCAGAGCGAGCGCGAUGUGGCCGGACAAAUUCCACUUAAUUUCGUGACAAACCCCACUGUCUCACUAUCCGCCGCUUGCUUCGGAAAUCUCGUAUAUGAUCAGGAGGACGCCGCCCAAUGUUUCUCCAACCUUCUAGCAAUCGGGUAUCGACGGCUCGUUGUCGAUCUGUACUGGUCGGUCACCCGCAGAAGCUGGUCUUUCUGUCCGGUGUCUGUUCCGGCCCAAUCCGAUGUAACUGUCUCCUCCGAGACGUCUACUGUGAGCAAGACUUCGGAGACCUCGACGGUCACCACUGCCGAGACUACAACCACGGCAACGAGUGCGGACCCAGCAACUGUCACAGGAUAUGAAGAUUCGAAUGGAGAUAUACUCUAUGAGCUGGGGCAAUAUAGAUGCACCAACAAUCUAGAUCCAUACACCUUGGCUGAGGUGCUUGUUGGCUAUUUCCAAGACACCAACUCCCAGUUGACUGUGUAUACGUCAUACCUCGUUCUCAAUCUUCACGUUGCCGCAAGUGAUUCAACACCAGAUGAACCCGCUUCUACCAUCACCGGAGAGGAAUUGCCCUCGGGAUCAGAGCUAGCGGGUUCGUUACUCGGGACAGCUCUCGCCGACUUUAUCUAUAGCCCUGCCCAACUGGCCACCGACCGAAGCAAUCUCAAUGAUUCUUGGUACCGGGUCGAUCAGAGCUAUAUGCCCAUUACAGAGUAUUUCACAGUUCAUGAAGACGAAGCGGGUCAACAGAGCACCCCGGAUGGAUGGCCAUCAUCAAAAUACAUUCAGCUGGCGAAACGGGAUCGAGUACUCAUAGAGUACGGCACUAUUGAUACUCAACUGGUGGAUUAUGACCUGACUGCAGAUUCAACUAUGAUCUUUCCCCCUGGCUAUCUGACAGCUGGUACGAAUAUUUUUACAGCCGCCAAUGGCACGCUUGCAUCAAGCUGUCGCUAUAAAUCUGGUGCCACAGAUGUAGCCCAGGCCAACUCAUCUUGGGCAAUAUCCAGUGGUAUUUCAGUUCCUGGCGGUCUUUCCACCGAUGAUACUAUGGCUUCAACAUCCGAGAUCAUCUCCGAUAUGACAGCGUGCGGUCUUUCGCCAAUGCUUAACACUACCCUAUUCGGGUCAACUGCCGACACCGAACUUGAACACUACCGCAAUGUCUCCCUGUCAGCUUCUUGGGCCUGGGCGAUUGGCGAACCACACGACGCGAACUAUGCGGGUGGCGAUGGGGAUCCUAAGUAUGAUCGUUGUGCAAUCAUGGAUGUAUCGCUUGACGGCCGUUGGCGGUCAACAAACUGUACAGAGGAACGGCGCGCCGCUUGUCGAAUUGGAAAUUCCCCUUUCUCAUGGCUCCUGUCAGAUUCACCUGCACAUUUCCCCAAUGUUUCAGAAACCUGUCCAGAAGGAUCGAGCUUCGCUGUCCCGCGCACCGGUCUGGAAAACAAAUAUCUCUAUGAACACCUUCUUUCGUUGCCAAACACGAAGAUUGACCCUUCUUCUUCAAAUGCGCAGCUUCGAGAAGUAUAUGUGAACUUCAACUCGAUUGAUGUGACUUCAUGCUGGGUUUCGGCUGGUUAUGGGGCUGCUUGUCCCUAUGCAUCUGACCCGCAGCAAAUUGAGCGCAAAACUGUGCUCGUUGCUGCGGUCGCUGGUAUCAUCAUUCUCGUUAUAGCGGCUUUGACUUUCUUUGUCAAGUGCAAUGCCAAUCGCCGAAACUCUCGACGUAGAAAGCGUGCCAUUGGCGGAUGGGAAUACGAAGGUGUUCCCUCGUGA